AUGAAAAAAACUUCACUAACAAAUCCAAAUGAUAGAAAUAAAAAUACCAGAUAUGUUGAAUAUCAAAUAGACCAUGAUGGAAAUGAUGAUAAUUAUGAAGUGGAUAACGAUGGAAACGGUGAUGACGAGGAAGAUACACAUAGAACAAGUAAUAGUAAACAAAAUUCUUAUAGCGAUAAAUAUGUAACUGGUCAAAAACAUUAUCAACUUAAAUCAAAUACUCAGCAAACAGUUUCAAGAAAAGGUUAUUAUGACAAUUUUAUUUUCGAAUAUUAUAAACUUAGAUAUGGAGAUAAUUUUUUAAGUAGUGAUAUGAAAGAACAUAAUGUGAAUUGGGAUGAUGAUACUUCUAAUGAUGAUUUUGAUGGCGAUAAUACAGUAGUGGAUUCUAACCCUUCAACCGUGACAAAUAGUGUCAAACUAUCUGCUGAAAAGCAAAGAGAAAGAAAAGAUUGGCAAAGUUUUUUAUCAUCUGUGUUAACUGGCGAGGUUAUAAAGUCUGAGAAACAAAGAAUUAAUUCAAACACUCGUCAGGCUGCAAAUAAUAAUAAUCAAAUUUGGUUAGGAAUUCGAGCUGUUACUCAUGGUUAUCAACUUUCAGAAGAAAAACAAAUUUUGGAUGAAAAGAGACGUCAAAUUGAUGUCACGCUUAAGGAAGUAAUCAACUUUCAAGUACAGCUAAAUGAUGUUUCAGCUCUCGUUCAAGUUACAGAAUUACUUCAAAAAGUUGAUUUUUGUGAAAGCCUUUAUCCAACACGAAAGGCAAUGAUGUCUGACAAGCCUUUAUACAAAUCAGAAAAUUUUCAAUAUAACUUAGAUGCAUUAAAUUCAUGGUUAACAAUAACUAGGAGUUUACAGACCCAACUAAAAAUUCUGCAAGAUUGGACCGGUAGUAAAAAUUUAGAAAUCACAAAACCAAAGGAUUCUCCGGCCGAUGCAGAAAAUCCUUCUUUUUUAGAAAGAAUAUUGAAAGAAAACAGUUUGAAACAAACUUUUGAAAAGAAAACACUUUCCACAUUGAAUUCGCUUUUAUCAAAAGCUAAGCGUGUAAUGAUUGAGAAUGCUGAUUCAUUCGUUAAAAUGAAAUUACCCCCGUAUAUCAACGAGUUUCAACAGCUUUUAAACUUUCCCACAAAACUUAUGGAGGAAUGUAUGAAGCUUUUACUUGAAAUCUCUGGCCGUUUGACGGAUCCAACGAUGCUCAUGAUCCAACAAAGGAUGGAUGACUUUCGUAUUUCGCUUAUUUUGGCCUGUCAAAUCAAACUUCAAUAUUUAAAAUUAAUAACACCAGCAACUGGGUGGGAAAUUCCAUCAUGUAUUGAUGAAAAUUAUAACACUGUCUUACUAGAAUCUUUAAAAUUUUAUUUAAAAUUGUUACAAUGGAAGGUUAAAGGUGGUUAUAAAACAGUUUUUUUUAAGGAAGCUGAAAUAUUGGAAAAUGAAUGGUCAUUUGUAAGUGGUAUUUGUCGUGAUAUUGCUGGUGGUGAAAUUGAGGUUGCUGAACAAUUUUGUACACUUACUAACAAGCUACUUCAAAGUGUUUUAACUUAUUAUGAAUCAAAACUUGAACUACCAAAAAAUAUUGAUGCGGCAAACAUUUAUAAAUGGUAUAAUAAAAUUUUGGAAAGUGUACGUUUAAGGUCUCCCGAAUAUUUUAUCGAUGACAACAAUUUUCCAUAUUUUAUAAAAGACUUGGAGAACACCAAUCACGUUCUUGUCUAUCCAGAUACUUUUAAUGAAGAUAAUGUCUGUUUUAUUGUUGAACAAUCUCUUUAUAAUCGAUCAGAACAAAUUCAAAAAUUACUUAAAGUUAUACUGACACCGUAUGAAAAAGAUGAUCAUGAAGAAGAGUUGAAAGGCGCAGAGUACAUACUUGUUUUGUCGCCAAGAGUACCUUUUGAAUGGAAUGGCUCAAUUAUGGUUGUUUCCUUGGGAAAUUUAAAUAUUGAACUUAAAAAUCAUCACACAAGGCUUGUUGCUAAUGGUUCUUAUACUCGAUUACAAGCAUGUAAACAAAAGUUUCGUGGUGUGGCUGAAAACUGUAAUAUCAAAGUAUUAUUAGAAACACUGAAUAUCAUUAUUGAUAGUAUCAGGAAAAUUCGUGAAAUGACAAAAAAUCUUCAAUGUCAAGAGCUGAUUGAAAAUUGCUUCAGUUUUGCAACUGAAAUCGGUCAACGAUGUAUGAAAUAUUUGGAUAGAGAUGCUGUACGUAAUCAAUUAAACGUGAAAUUAACCCGCAUGGCUAUUGACUGGGUUAGUUUCAUAUGCGACGAUUGCGUUCCCACAGAUCGUAAAACUUUUCGAUGGGCUGUCAUAGCUUUGGAAUUUGCCAUGGUAGCAAAUCGUGGAAGUAAUAUUUUUGGCUUAAGCGAAGAGGAAUUUAGUUUGCUUCAUAACAAAGUCGCGUGUUGCAUGGCUUUAUUAAUUUCACAUGUAGACAUUUUGGGCGCAAGAUCGUCAUCACACGAAGCCAAAGAACAAGAAGAAAUUAUUAUGGGCAAAGAAUUUUCAAAAGCACCUGGUUCCGCAAAAAAUAAAAACUCCAGUGAUUUUUCUUUGAGUGACUCUGAGAGUUCGUUGAUUGUUCGAGAAGAAUGGGUGGUUUCUUUAAAAGAAUUAGAAGCACGGCGGUCUCAAAAAUUGCAAGACUUGAGGCUUGUUGGGAAAGUUCUUGAUAAUGAUCAACCUGAGAAUCGACCACUUGUUUUUUUAGCUUCAUCAAGUUCCAACAUUUCUCUACGCUGGCAGCAAGGAAAAUUCAUAGGCGGUGGAACUUUUGGCUCAGUUUAUUUGGCCGUUAAUUUAGAUACUGGUGAUUUAAUGGCAGUCAAAGAAAUCCGUUUCCAAGACCCCUCGUCUCUUUCAACUUUAUACAAGUCAGUUAAAGAAGAAAUGUCUGUUAUGGAAAUGCUUGACCACCCGAAUAUUGUUUCAUAUUAUGGCAUUGAGGUACAUCGAGAUAAAGUAUACAUAUUUAUGGAGUAUUGCCAAGGAGGUUCACUUGCCUCUCAAUUAGAACAUGGUCGCAUUGAAGAUGAAAAUGUAAUCAAAUUUUAUGUCGUGCAAAUGUUACAAGGCUUAAUAUACCUGCACGAAAAUAAUAUUGUACAUAGAGAUAUAAAACCUGAUAACAUACUGCUAGACCAUAUGGGAUGUAUUAAAUUUGUUGAUUUCGGAGCAGCUAAAAUACUAGCCAAGAAUCAAAAAACAAUGGGUCGAACAACCAUGGGUCAAAAAACACACGUUAACAGCUUAACUGGUACUCCGAUGUAUAUGGCACCAGAAAUUAUAAAGGGUGGUGAAAAGGGACGAAAAGGUUCUAUGGACAUAUGGUCUUUAGGCUGUUGUAUUUUAGAGAUGGCUACUGGUAAACGUCCUUGGUCCAAUCUAGAUAACGAAUGGGCUGUUAUGUAUCACGUAGUAACUGGACAUCCACCGUUACCAGAUCCAUCACAAAUAUCAGAAUUAGGAAUGGAUUUUUUGAAAAAAUGUUUUACGAGAUCAGCACAACAACGUCCUUCGGCCAAAGAAUUGAUUAAACAUCCUUGGAUGGCUGGUAUAAUUGAAACUGGUGAUGUAAAUACAACAUGGCCUAUUGGUUUCGGUGUUGGCGGUGGUAGUUACUUUAAAGACGCCACUUGCCUUAGAUGCAGUCGCAAACACCUUAAAUGCGACGAUGGAUAG
This is a messenger RNA of Entrophospora sp. SA101, 3684 nucleotides long. The record is from the annotation of a GenBank genome assembly. NCBI's taxonomy places the organism in Eukaryota, Fungi, Glomeromycota, Glomeromycetes, Entrophosporales, Entrophosporaceae.